Messenger RNA from Podarcis lilfordi (Lilford's wall lizard), 9689 nucleotides. Lineage: Eukaryota; Metazoa; Chordata; Lepidosauria; Squamata; Lacertidae. The record is from the annotation of a GenBank genome assembly.
UCAACUUGCAACUUGGGGGCCAGAGCCCGUAUUGUUUGUUUUCUGUGAUGGGUUUCCCUCUCUGGUAAGUGAUCUCCCUCUAGCCUGCUAACAUUUAGAAGCACUUAGUUGCUAUGCGUAUGCCUUCGCCAUGAGUCUCUGCAUCUCCAGGAAGCCACAUGGAACCUGAAAUAUGGUAUGUGAAGCAAGACAAGCAUGGUGUGGAUCUCUACAGUAUAGAAGCUUCUAAACUGUAUGGCCCACAAAAAGGCAUGUGUGAGAUUGUGAGCUCUGAAUAAAUCAGGCAAAUCUUAGUGGAGGUCUCGGUGAUUACGGCAGUGCUAAAAAUUCAGUUAAGGGUGGGAAUCUACCAGCCUAGGGACUGAUCAUUGCCUGUUUGACCCGCAAGACUGUUUUUCAAAACGACACCUUGCCUGUAAAUUAGGUGAUGUCAGUUGAUGGGUGGAGGUUCAAUCCUGCUUGGUUACUCCUCCCACCCUUGCGCGAUCUCUCCUGAUCAACAAAUGUGUGGUCCUGUUCACCUGUCAGUGUUGGCCUGCAGAGGUUGGAAGAGAUGAGGAUAUGGCCUAUACUGUGCGAAAACGAUUCUCCGUCCCUGUGUUAAACCAAAUGAAUCCUGUGUACCACGUUAAUUUAAAAUCAUCUACUUAAUGGCUUUUAAAAGUCAAAGAGCAGAGAGGAAAAGGAGAAGAGCAGAGAGCCUUGGGUUAAGGCAGGAAAUUAAUGUGGGAUUUUAAAUAUUUUUCCAAAGAAGAAUUUGUCUUUGUAAUAAAUGUAGCAGAAUCUACAGAACGAUAAUUUUUAUUUUUGAGUCCCAAUGUUAAAUAAAGAUUUCCACCUGCUAUAACAAUGAUGUGAACCCCUCUGCUCCCCUAAUCCUAGGCUCUUCUCCUCUUUCCCUUCCCUUCUUCCUUUGCUAUAACUGGUUAGUUUAUCCUAAUAAUAGUUUGGCCCAACUAUAAUAGAUUUUUUUAUUAUUAUUCUGGAUAGGGUGAGAGGAACCCACGAUACAGUGUGUGUGUGUGUGUGUGUGUGUGUGUGUGUGUGUGUGUGUAAUUGAAAAAAGAACUAAAGUGCAGUUAUUUUGAAAAGCUGUCUUUGUCUCUCCAGGUAUUACUCUAAAAAAACAGAAGCUUCAGAUGUGCCUUUACCUUUUGAAAGUACUCCAACAGCAGCAGCACCACCACAAGCACAUACUUCCAAAUACCAUGUUGAUAAUUAUGGAGCGACAGACUUUCCCUCUAGUGAUGAUCCAGUCCCAUUUAGUUCUACCAUGAAUGAAUCUUCUCCUUCUGGAAUAACAGAUGGUUUCCCUCAAGGUAGCGUUUGUCUUGAGCUCUAUUAAUACAGUGAGCUGUUCUCUAAUCAAAAAAAUGGAACGGAUUCAGUGUUUUUCAGACUUAUAGAUGUGGACAUUCCAGUUCUUUUUAAAGGCUGGAGCCUCAUGUUACACUGGCAAUCGUGUUUCCUGAAAACAUACCUGCCAUUGAGAAUACUGGUCAUUUGGGGGAGAGAGCAGAUUUCAUAGAACUGUAGAGUUGGAAAGGACCCUGAGGAUCUGGUAGCCUCUGCAAUGCAGGAAUCAAACUUUACCCAUUUAAAUUUUGAGAAUAGAUUAAGACUGUUUUGGCCCCAAGAUCUCUAAUUUGUCCCUUUAGCAGAUAAAACUGCAGAAGUGAUGAAGUGCUAGCGAUCCCGAGGGAAAACUUCAGAGGGAAUGAGCUACUAGAUGCAUUAGUUUUUUGCUCCUGUACCCGAGUCUGACAACUUGAUUUGCUACAGGCCUCCACCAGAGUUUCCUUUGGCUUCCCCAUUUUAAAUUUCCCUCCCCUCUCUAUGCAACAGCUGCUUUGCAAAGCAGGAGAGCACCUUUUGUAGAUAACCUGUUGCCAGGCAGAGUUGGAAAAAGGGUGCUCUUUGGAAAAAAUGUGCCGGAACAAGCCGCUUGGCCUUGUGAGCACUUUCAGUUUCGAUCCACGUUUUUAACACACAGCUCUGUAGCUUUUGGGUGGGGCAGACACACAUACAGUGGUUGGGUAUAGAUUAUAUACAGUGGUACCUUGGGUUACAUACGCUUCAGGUUACAGACUCCGCUAACCCAGAAAUAGUACCUUGGGUUAAGAACUUUGCUUCAGGAUGAGAACAGAAAUCGUGCAGCGGCGGCACAGCGGCAGCAGGAGGGCCCCAUUAGCUAAAGCGGCGCUUCAGGUUAAGAACAGUUUCAGGUUAAGAACGGACCUCCGGAACGAAUUAAGUACUUAACCCGAGGUAACACUGUAUUUGCAUGUAAUGCUAAGCCAUAGUUGAUGUAAGUUCAAGCUUAUAAACCGACAAUAACAAAGAAGAGUACAGCAAUAGGCACUUCAUCUAAUUCACGGCUCCUCUAACACAGUGCUAGUAGGAUGACUUUUGACAAUCUGAAUGUGCACAAAACAUUAUGGUAUGUAAAGUGCAUCUAAAACUCUAAAACUGACUAUUCCACAGUUAAAUGUCAGGAGGACUGCUUCAAACAAAAGCAUUCCCUUAAAAUAGACAUUUCCAUCUACAUGUAUUGUUUGUUAUCCAUUGAUUUUCCCUCUUUUCCCUUUAAGAACCUGCUUUGUUUCUGGAAGAACGUCCAAAAAGAAAAGGAAUCACGUAUGAUGAAUUAAGGAGUCGCAAUAGAGAGAUGUAUGAGGCAGGAAUAACACAGAAGUCAGAAUUUCCAUCGAAGUCUUCACAGGAAAAAACAAUAAAGAGAGAUGGUAAAUUGUUAAAUAACUUAAAUAUUUGAUGUUUAAUCUUGCCUUUCCAUUAGGGACUUCCAAUAUUCUAAGAAGUAGUAAACAAGAAGCAGUGUUCUUUUUAUUUUCAUGUCCAUCAUUUUUCUUUGAUGGGUGGUCAGUUUUCAAGUAAGUUGACAGGUUUUUGCCCAUGUAUUUUUAUUUGAAAUCUCUGUAGCAUAUAAUUACUGCAACUCUCCAGUUUGUUUGUUGAAUCAGUAGCCAAGGAAAAUUUCAUUUCUUCUAUUAGAGAAAACUAGCUGAGCAUCAGCCUAGGGAACCUUUCUGUUGAAAGGAAUGAGCCUACAGGUCUUUCUGAUCUGUGGGCCCUUAAGAAGUCAGAAUAACAUCUAGAUCAAAUGUUUGAACAUAGCCAGGUUUUUUGGAAAGGCUUCUCAGGAUUAUUUUUUAAAAAACUAAUUUAAGCAUGCAGAGUAUAACUCUGAAGGAUAUGCCAUUGUUUUUUCUGUUUACUAUUCAACUGGAAGGAAGCUGCACUUGGCACCAACCUCCAGACUGUGUUUUUUGGAUAAAAAACAAUACUGUAUAGGCCAGGGCAAGCUAUGAAAUGGAAGUGAAAUUACCUUUCCUUUAGAAGAAAAUGCAUUAUGCAAGAACAAGAGUUUAUUCUCUCUUUCAGUGUACUUUGCUAGGUCAGUUUCUGAACAUCCAGGCAUUGUAUUUUCACGCAGGAAAAUAAUAAUAUGAAACAAUGCGUAAAUUCAAAAGAAGUCACAAUUGUUAAUGUUACGGAAGGUGGAAUUUUUAGUCUGAUAUGGUGGAAGGAAGUUGACUAGUGAAUUGACUGGGAUUGAUAAAACACUACCCCUUUCCCAGCUGCCUUAGCUUGUGUGGUCACCUUGACAGUGACAGUAGUCUUGUGUUGGCUUAGCUCAACCAUGUAAAUAAAUGUUCUGACAGAAGUACAUCUGCAUCCUGUGAUAUACAGAUAGCAACAUGUCAGGGAACUGCCAUCGGUAGGAAGGGAGGUGAAAGGACUCAGACAGGUUGGAAGAGACUUAGCAGCUGAAGAGGAAACCAGCAGGGGGAGAGAAGCUGAACUGAGGGAGGUGAAAGGGCUCAGACAGGUUGGAAGAGACUUAGCAGCUGAAGAGGAAACCAGCAGGGGAGAGAAGCUGAACUGAGGGAAAGGGAGCUGGGGGAUGGCUCAGAGAUACUUCCAGCGAAAACAGUGGUGAGGUUUCCGGACCUCCUGUAGCGACACCCACUCCUCGCCGGAAACUGUCACGCAGAGAGUCCAGAAGACGUGUUUCCGUUAAGGAGCUUUUAUGUUGGAAGCGAUUACGAAAGCAACCACUGUCGGAAUCUUCUAGUGACUAAGAGGAGCCAUGUCAGAGGGGCUCAGUCACAGACAGAGGUUUGUGGACUUGAACAAACUCUGAGGGAAUACGAUUUUACGCACAAGCAGCUCAUAAUCCCAUCACAGCAUUCCGACAGUCUUUGAACGCAGCUUGUGCAGGAGAAGGCAUAAUGAGCAACCCAGCAGGAACCGGAGAAGCAGGGGCUGGAGCGGGUCCAAGCCUGGAAGAAAGGUACCGAGUGUUGGAGGUCCAGCUGGCGCUGCAGACGGCGAGGCUGGAGGAGAGGAGGGCUCAAGAUGCAGACAAAAGGGAGAAAGCCACCCAGCUCGCCAGAAAGGUACCAGGAUGGGUGCAAAAAUUUGGGGGGGAGCCCAAAGACUAUCAUAGCUUUUGGACAGAAAUGCAAUAUGCCCUCAAUCUGCAGUUUGAUGAUUUCCCUGAUGAGGAAUCACGAGUGGCUUUUGUGAUUGGGCAUCUUGAAAAGGGGGCGAGAGACUGGGUUAGACCCCUGAUGGCAGCUAAUAGUGACGUCUUAAAGGACACGAUGAAGUUCUUUCGCGCCAUGGAUCUGAUGUUUUCCAGCGAUAUUGAAAAGGGAGUGGUGCGCAGACAGUUAAUGGCUUGCAAACAGGGAGCCGAUCUGUACGUGAGUACUGGACUGAGUUCACCAUGCUGAUACACAGAUUGGGGUGGGACUUAUCGGCGGAACCCAUUCAAAUGCUCUUUGAAGAAGGGCUUUCUUCGGCUGUGAAAGAUGAACUUUCCCGGGCGCCCAGGGCGGAGUCUAUGGACCAGCUGACCAAAUCAGCGCUGGCCAUAGGAGCGCGCCAGGAGGCGAGAGCAUUGGAGAGGCGGGAAGGGAAAGGGGAACGUUGGAAGGAGUUCCGCAUUCCAGAAAUUCCAGAGCCAACUGUCCCGCCGGCAGAGCCGAUGGAAAUCGGAACAGCGCGCGCGCGCGCAGUUUCAAAGCCCAGUGAGGGGGGAAGAAGGAUGGAAAAGGCGCCCGGAAAUGCUAUCUCUGCCAACAGCCAGGGCACUUUGCCAGAGUCUGCCCCCAGAGGAAGGAAUGGCAAGGGAUGGUGGGAGCUGUGGAGGGAAGAGAGGAAAAAUACCGGAGCAACUAAAAGCCAACGCCUGGCUGCCAUUGUCGGGGCACAGCAGCCAGGCCAAAGAGCAGUGAAAGUGCCCACUCCAGAACCUCCUAAACCCGCCCUAGUGAUAGAAGUGACACUAGAGCUCCCAAACGGACACCCUCUAAAGAUAAAGGCGCUGUUGGACUCAGGCAGCUCCUGCAAUUUCAUGAGCAAAGAGUUUGCAGCUGAACACCAGAUACAGACGCUCCUUUAAGCAACCCCUGCAGGUAACCACGAUCGAUGGCAGGGAGCUGUUGGGAGGAGAAGUCAGCUUGCAGACCGUCCCAAUGAUAAUGAAGGUGGCAAGGCACACUGAACUGAUAGCUUUUAAUGUGGCCACCUUGGGAGGAGCUCCCAUUAUAUUGGGGAUGAGCUGGCUAGCGUUACAUGAUCCGCUGGUGGGCUGGCAUCAGAGAGUGGUUUCUUUUGGGUCAGCACAUUGCUUAGAACAUUGCAAAGAGGGAAAGGUUUUGGCAGGGGCCCAAGCCACCCUAGCAGGGACUGAAGUGAAGGAGAACGUGAAGGUACCACGACAAUACGCAGAUCUCCGCGACGUCUUCAGCGAAAGGGAAGCUGACCAACUACCACCGCAUAGAGCCUUUGACUGUCAAAUCAAUUUGCUCCCUGGGGCACAGCUCCCUGUGGGCAAGCUGUACGCCAUGUCAGACAGAGAGAUGCAGGAGCUAAGAGAGUUCAUUGACAAGAACCUGAAGAGAGGGUUCAUCAGAGAGUCCAGGGCGGUGGGGGCAGCCCAGUGUUUUUGUGGACAAAAAACACGAACAAGCCGAGACUGGUGUGUGACUUCAGGGCCUUAAAUGCAGUGUCAGAACCAGUGGCCUUCCCGAUGCCCAGGAUUGACGACAUUUUGACAAGGGUGCGAAAGGGAAAGAUUUUCACCAAGCUGGAUCUAGGGGGGCGUACAACCUGAUACGAAUAAGGAAGGGGGAUGAAUGGAAAACCACCAUGUUCACCCCUUUAGGGGCAUUUGAAUACUUAGUUAUGCCCUUCGGUCUACAAGCAGGCUCCGCAACAUUUCAAUCGUUUAUGAACCACGUCCUGGGGCCGUUGCUUUACAAGAAUUGUGUGGCCUUCUUAGACGACGUGUUGGUGUAUUCUGAGAAUGAGGAGCAGCAUGUGAGAGACGUCAGAGAAGUGUUGAGCAGGCUGCAAGCCAACCAGCUGUGGGUGAAACUGGAGAAGUGUCAGUUUCAUACCAAGGAGGUGGAAUUCCUGGGGUAUCGCCUGUCUGACAAGGGGUUGGCCAUGGAUCCCGGCAAGGUCCAGGCGGUACUGGAAUGGAAAACACCCAAAACAAGGAAGGAUGUGCAGAGGUUUUUAGGGUUUGGGAACUUCUAUCGUAAGUUCAUCCCAAACUUUGCCCACCUGACGGCGCCCAUUACGGACUGUCUCAGCAGUAAGAAGAAGUUCGUUUGGACGGAGGAGGCGGAGCAAGCAUUUGAGGAACUAAAAGGGCCUUCGCCUCGGAACAACAGCUCCUGCAUGUGGAUUUACAAAAACCGAUGAGAGUGGAAACUGAUGCAUCAGACAGAGCGGUUGGGGCGGUGCUUCUCCAGCCAGGGAAGGAGGAGUCAGAGUGGAGACCGUGUGCUUUUUUCGCGAAAGCUGAACAAAUCCGAGAGGAACUACACGGUGUAUGACCGAGAACUACUAGCCAUUCAUGAGGCGUUCCGGAGAUGGAGGCACCUGCUAAUUGGCGCACAACAUAAGGUGCAAGUGUGCACUGACCACAAGAACCUAGAGUAUUGGAGGACGGCACGAGUGCUCAACCAACGGCAAGUGAGAUGGGCUCAGGAAUUCUCCAAAUUUAACUUUGAGAUUUGUUACGUGCCAGGCCCAGAGAAUAUUAGGCGGACGCUCUCUCACGCAAACCUGAAUAUUUGGAGGGGAGGGAGCACCCGAAGAGAGACAUGUCAUUCCAGAGGACCGCUGGGUGUGUGGGGCGGCAUUGGUGGGACAAAGAGAACUGGUAGAAGAAACAGAGAAUGAUGAAUACGCCCAGAAUAAGCUUAGAGGUCUUAGGGAUGAGGGAGAGGAAUCAAGGGGUUUCGAGGAAAGAAAUGGAGCUUUGUAUUACAAAGGGGCACUGUAUAUCCCUGAAGGAGACUUAAGGGGAGGGUACUCAAGCAGUUGCAUGACAGCCCCACGGCGGGGCAUUUUGGGCAACACAAGACCAUGUGGUUGGUCACCAGGGAAUUUUGGUGGCCUAAGGUGAGGGAGGAUGUACGUGAGUAUGUAAGAGGGUGCGAGCAGUGCCAGCGAGCCAAAGGGGAAAGGCGGGCGCCGGCGGGGCUAUUAGAACCCUUACCAACACCAGAACGACCUUGGGAGGCAGUGUCGAUAGAUUUUAUGACUGAUCUGCCGAAGUCCAAAGGGAAAACAGCCAUCAUGGUGGUGGUAGACCUACUAACAAAGAUGUGCCACUUUGUAGCUUGCUCGCAUGCAGUCACGGCGGAAGAGACAGCAAAGUUAUUUGUAGAACACAUUUUUAGGUUGCACGGGGUGCCAUUGAGGGUGGUCUCAGACCGAGGAAAACAAUUUACUUCCAGGUUCUGGAGGAAGCUCAUGAGCUUACUGCAGGUGGAGGUCAACUUUUCGACUGCCCGGCACCCUGAAACCAACGGGCAGGCGGAAAGAGCAAACGGUGUCCUCCAGCAAUACCUGAGGUGUUAUGUCAAUGACAGAGAGAAUGACUGGGUAGAAAAGUUGGCGCUGGCGGAAUUUGCCUACAACAAUGCCGAGAAUGUGUCCACAGGGAUGAGCCCCUUCUUGGCUAAUUAUGGGUGUCAUCCCAGGGCUUUCCCAGGGGGAGAAGGGGAGAGAUGGAGCGCACCGGCAGCCGAGCAUUUUGUAGAAGAAAUGGAAGCAAUCCACCGUCAGCUCCAACUCAACUUAGAAAGGGCGAAGGAAGAAUACAAGAGGCAGGCAGACAAGAACCGAAGGGAAGGUGAAACCAUAAGGGUUGGAGAGAGGGUGUGGCUGUCAACCCGAGGGCUGCCGCUCAAAGGAGGUUGUAAGAAAUUAAGACCCAGGAGGUUGGGUCCCUUUGAGGUCAUUCAACAGGUCAACCCAGUGGCUUUCAGGCUCCGGUUACCCAACCACAUGAAACUGCACCCAGUAUUUCACAGGUCGUUACUGUCACCGUACGAGGGGGGACGAGAAGGGAUGGCCACUGGGACCGGUCAUAGAAGAAAGAGAAUGCAGCAGUCAUGUGGCAGAAAUCCUUGAUGCCAGGUGGAAGGGGAAUCAGGUGGAGUAUUUGGUAGCGUGGGAAGGAGAACCGAGUCAGAAAACACGUGGGUAAUGGCCAAAGAUAUCAAUGACGAGGUAUUGAUAGAAAUGUUCCAUCAAAGGUUCCCGCGGAAACCUCAGCCUGUGGAGAGGUUCCGGAGGGAAUACUUUGGGACCACUGAGGAGGAGGAGGAGUUGGAAGGAUUCCCAGAAUCGGAAGGGGAAGGGGAGAUGGACUCGGAGGAGGAGGAGUGCUUCGAGACCAGGAACCGCAACAGGUGGAGAGAAGUGUUCGAGACAUCGGAAGAUGAAGGAAGUUCAUUCCGGGUUUUGCCUCCUCACCGCCCGUAGAGGAGGGGGCGAGAGGGGGUGAAGGGGGCCCUGGAGGGGAGGUGGAUGUCAGGGAACUGCCAUCGGUAGGAAGGGAGGUGAAAGGACUCAGACAGGUUGGAAGAGACUUAGCAGCUGAAGAGGAAACCAGCAGGGGGAGAGAAGCUGAACUGAGGGAGGUGAAAGGGCUCAGACAGGUUGGAAGAGACUUAGCAGCUGAAGAGGAAACCAGCAGGGGAGAGAAGCUGAACUGUGGGCAAGGGAGCUGGGGGAUGGCUCAGAGAUACUUCCAGCGAAAACAGUGGUGAGGUUUCCGGACCUCCUGUAGCGACACCCACUCCUCGCCGGAAACUGUCACGCAGAGAGUCCAGAAGACGUGUUUCCGUUAAGGAGCUUUUAUGUUGGAAGCGAUUACGAAAGCAACCACUGUCGGAAUCUUCUAGUGACUAAGAGGAGCCAUGUCAGAGGGGCUCAGUCACAGACAGAGGUUUGUGGACUUGAACAAACUCUGAGGGAAUACGAUUUUACGCACAAGCAGCUCAUAAUCCCAUCACACAACAGUACCAUAAUUGUGACAUAGAUGUUUUGUACUGACCAUAAUGCCUUUAAAAAAUCUGAGAAAGCCAUAGCUACAGUAACUGUCCAGAAUUGCUACUUGCACAUUUCAUCUCACAGUGGUGGCAGUGGAAAUUUGCACUGUUUUGAUCAUCUUCAAUUGGCUUGAGCCAAUUGUCAGGUCACAUGAUCUGCUGUCACAUGGUUCUGUAGUGCUCUAAACAUUUGUUAGUGCAGUAGACCUUGCUUCUCCUAAUCUUCAUUACAAUGUUUCUCUUCUCAUGGCCUCUUCUUUUAUAGUUAAAGUCAAUAAGUAUGGAGAUGCUUGGGAAGACUGA